Molecule: messenger RNA, 906 nt
Organism: Phodopus roborovskii (desert hamster)
Lineage: Eukaryota; Metazoa; Chordata; Mammalia; Rodentia; Cricetidae
Product: olfactory receptor 4C46-like
Exons: 2
Coding region: 1-906 (301 amino acids)
Biological process (GO): G protein-coupled receptor signaling pathway
Cellular component (GO): membrane
Molecular function (GO): olfactory receptor activity; G protein-coupled receptor activity
Source: RefSeq, a predicted model, not a curated record
AUGGAAUACAGAAACAAUGUGACCGAGUUUGUGCUCCUGGGACUCACACAGAACCCACAUAUGAAGAAAAUCAUAUUUGCUGUGUUUUUGGUCAUCUACAUAGUCUCUGUGGUAGGAAACUUGCUCAUUCUGAUCACCAUUACAAACAGCCAACUGUUGGGUUCCCCUAUGUACUAUUUUCUGACCUAUCUCUCCUUCAUUGAUGCCUGCUACUCCUCUGUCAGUACUCCUAAGCUGAUUGUUGAUUCACUCCAUGAAAGGAAGUCCAUUCAAUUCAAUGGAUGCAUGACCCAAGUCUUUGGGGAACAUUUCUUUGGAGGUGCUGAGGUGAUCUUGCUUACUGUCAUGGCGUAUGACCGCUAUGUUGCCAUUUGCAAACCACUGCACUAUGCAGCCAUCAUGAACAGACGACUCUGUAAUUUACUGGUGGGAGUUUCAUGGGCUGGAGGCUUUCUUCAUGGAGGUAUACAAAUUCUUUUCAUUAUUAGACUACCUUUCUGUGGCCCUAAUGUCAUAGAUCACUUUAUGUGUGAUCUGAACCCUUUGCUUGAUCUAGCCUGUGUUGAUACCCACAAUCUAGGUUUCUUUGUUGCUGCCAACAGUGGCUUCAUCUGUCUGUUAAUCUUUCUCCUUCUGCUCAUCUCCUACGUGGUCAUCCUUUAUACACUAAGAACCCACAGUGCAGAAGGAAGGCGCAAAGCCCUCUCUACCUGUGUUUCUCAUAUUAUAGUGGUAGUUUUACUUUUUGUACCCUGCACAUUUGUGUACAUGAGACCUGCAGGUACUUUCCCUGAGGACAAAAUCUUUGCCUUAUUUUACACCAUUAUUGCUCCUAUGUUCAACCCUCUCAUCUAUACCCUAAGGAAUUUAGAGAUGAAGAAUGCCAUGAAGAAGGUUUGGUGUUAA